Oncorhynchus tshawytscha (Chinook salmon) is the source of this 4500-nucleotide messenger RNA. RefSeq names its product cationic amino acid transporter 4. Gene Ontology annotation, biological process: amino acid transport; transmembrane transport. Lineage: Eukaryota; Metazoa; Chordata; Actinopteri; Salmoniformes; Salmonidae. Gene Ontology annotation, cellular component: plasma membrane. Gene Ontology annotation, molecular function: amino acid transmembrane transporter activity. The record is from RefSeq and is a predicted model, not a curated record. The transcript has 5 exons. The coding region runs from base 180 to 2207 and encodes 675 amino acids.
CUCGUUCUCCAUCUCCACCUUUCUCCCUGUCUGUCGUUGAGGGUUUCAAAGGAUAUCAACCGGGCCUGAGAUAGGCUACUCAUAAGCGAUAUUCAGCAUUCAAGGUCAAUUAAUCAGGAGGAGAAUGGAUCCAGUUUGAGCAUCUUGACUGAUAAGUUGCCGAGUGUGAUCCUGUAACCAUGGCGACCUGUGGGCGUGGUUGCGUCCCGGCAGUGCGUUUCUGCCAAAGGCUGAACCGACUGAAGACCCUGGAUGAUGAUUUGAUGGUGACAUCAAUGAAGCGCUGCCUGACCAUGGUGGACCUGGCCCUGCUGGGUGUUGGGGGCAUGGUGGGCUCUGGUCUCUACGUCCUGACAGGCACUGUGGCCAAGGACACCGCGGGACCUGCCGUGGUCCUCUCCUUCCUCAUAGCAGGCAUCGCCUCCCUGAUGGCCGCCCUCUGCUAUGCUGAGUUCGGGGCUCGCGUGCCCAGAACGGGCUCAGCCUACAUGUUCACCUAUGUUUCUUGUGGAGAAAUAUGGGCCUUUCUCAUUGGCUGGAACGUAGUGUUGGAGUACAUGAUUGGUGGGGCCGCGGUGGCGCGGGCGUGGAGUGGUUACCUGGACUCCAUGUUUAACCACACUAUCCAGAACUACACAGAGAACCACAUAAUGAAGUGGAAUGUUCCCUAUAUCGCCCACUACCCUGACCUGCUGGCCGCCGGGAUUCUAGUGGUUGCCACCAUCUUCAUAACCUUCGGAGUGCGAGUCUCUUCUUGGCUCAACCACAUCUUCUCCGCUGUUAGUCUGGUUGUCAUACUCUUCAUCUUGGUGUUUGGCUUCGUGCUGGCCGAUCCAGUCAACUGGAGCCAGAAGGAAGGAGGUUUUGCACCGUUCGGUGUGUCUGGGGUUAUGGCAGGCACAGCCACCUGCUUUUACGCAUUUGUUGGCUUCGAUGUGAUUGCAGCCUCCAGCGAGGAGGCAAAGAACCCCCAGCGAGCCAUUCCUAUGGCCACAGCCAUCUCCUUGUGCAUGGCAGCCACAGCCUACAUCCUGGUCUCCACUGUCCUCACUCUCAUGGUGCCCUGGCACUCCCUCGAUCCCAACUCCGCUCUGUCUGACGCCUUCUUCCGCCGAGGCUACAGCUGGGCUGGCUACAUCGUGGCAGUAGGGUCCAUCUGUGCCAUGAACACAGUGCUCCUCAGCAACCUCUUCUCCCUCCCUCGGAUUGUUUACGCUAUGGCGGAGGAUGGCCUCUUCUUCGCCUUCUUCGCCAAGGUCAACCCUGUCACCAAGGUCCCUGUGAAUGCCAUCUUGGUGUUUGGCCUCCUCAUGGCCGUCAUGGCCCUCAUCUUUGACCUGGAGGCCCUGGUCCAGUUCCUGUCCAUCGGCACCCUCCUGGCCUACACCUUUGUGGCAGCCAGUGUCAUUGUGCUGCGCUUCCAGCCUGAGAAGGAGAAGACCAGUUCCAAGGCUAACUCCACUACCUCCCCUAACACCAACUACAACCCAGAGCCCUCACCCGAAGCCUCCGAGUCCCAGAUCAUAGCUCAGGACAGCGGGGAGCUGAAGGAGUAUGAGUCCUUCUCAGACAAGCUACAGCUGGUGGAGAUGCAGAAGACCAGGGAACGCAGCGCCCCAGGGGUGUUGAAGGCCCGCUGGGAGCCCUACCUGGGCAGGUUGCUAGGGGACUUUGAGCCGGGGGAGGUGGUGGCCUUCUCUGUGCUGGCGGUGAUGGUGAGCUCUGUGUCCCUCUGUGCCGUUUUUGUGUUUGGGAGUAACCAGCUGCAGCUGCCUACGUGGAGCUUUGCCGUGCUAAUAGUGGUGUUUGGCUCAACCUUCCUCCUCAGCCUGGUCGUCAUAUAUGCCCAUGAACCACAUAUCAACACCAAAACCUUCCAGGUACCCUUGGUCCCAUUCAUCCCUGGUGCAAGCAUCCUCAUGAAUGUGUUCCUAAUGCUGAAGCUCAGCCCAAUGACCUGGAUCCGCUUUACCGUAUGGGUGGCUGCAGGUCUACUGGUGUAUUUUGGCUAUGGGAUAUGGCACAGUAAGGAGGGCCUGAGGGAGCUGCAGCCCAAGGACAUGGCUGCCAGGUACGUGGUGCUCCCUAGUGGCAGCCUGGUAGAGACAGUCCAGUCAGUGCAGCCGAACGGACAUGGGGACGCCAGCGCCCUCCACACCACCCCCUCCCCCGCCCAGUCUGCUGAAGAGCAGCAGGCAAAGAGAUGAUGUGUAGGAACUAGGAAGGGAGCCAUCUUUAUUUCAGUGGGCCGUUUAUCAUCUAUCUGCUCCUACUCAUACAUUACCUCACUCUCUUCUCCUCUGACUUCCCUCUCGUGACUGGCCUCAUACAAUCAGUGUGUACUGCCACAAGGCUGUGUUUCUCUGCGUUAGUAAGUACACAUCACACAAUGAGAUUUACGCUCUCUCAUUAUGAAACAUAUUUAUAUUUAUUUUUACAUAUUGUAUCUCUAUUGGUAUUGGUUAUAAUCACUGUAUUUAAAAAAAAUGGUAGAUAAACCAGCACAGGUGUUAUUUCCUUGUUAGCAUUUCUCUCAACUCCUCAAUUGAUCUGCUUUUUAAUGUCUCUCAGUCACUCACAAUUUAAUGUGUUUGGAAGUAGGAUGGUGCUUUUGGUCAUAGCAUACAUUGAGUCAUGUUGAUAAGCUGCAUUUUUCAUUUUGUAAGCACUGGAAUGAAUGGACCUUUGUUUAGACACACCCAUGUACAAACACAUAUUCACAUUUGCUUUCUCUCUCACACACACACACACACACACACACACACACACAUACACACACACACACACAAGCAUUAUUCUUGCCUGAGGAGAGACUAGGUUCUGUCAGUGGGUCAUGUGGGUCCACUUACAACCCCUGGGACCACCUCAAGAUCUCCCUCAUUCCCCCGUACUAGUGGCUGCUCAGCCAAACGCAAAUCAUUUACAUACAUUUUCUGUUUUAAUGAUUAUUUCGGACUUGUUUCAUGUAGUUCCUGAGCUGUGAAACAGUCUAUUUUAUUUUAAAAAAUGAAAAUCCCCCAAUGCACAAGAACUAGACAGCGACCCAUUCCCCUUCUGUGUGCUACCAUGAGAUUAGUUUAUGCAACCAUCUAAUAUAAAAGCACCUGGAUUAUUUUAGCUAUGGUUUUGUUCUCAUUUCUCCUCAUACACAACAGUGAUAAUGCGAGACGAGAGUUAUAAACAUGUGUUUUAAUAUAUGCUUUUUGUAAGGCAAGCACAAACCCAGUUCAUGAUGUACCUGAACAGGGUAUUUGGUGCUGCUGCUUAGAAGCAUAUUAACAAACAGGGAUUGAGUGUUUUGUCAGACUAUGCCAGCCAUAGGACAUCUCUUAUCCUCAUGAGACCUCUGUAAUCCGACAGAUUUGCAGCAGUCCCUGCGGUUGACCAAUAGCUUGAUCUAGAUUACAUACACGCACAGAUCACUCUCACUCGCAGUGCUGGAUUACACUGACCUCCUCAGAGAGGGAUUGCACUCUCACACCCAGUUACUCACUACCCUGUCUGAUAGCACAGUGUUUGAGAGGGCAGUAAGAUGUCAUGACAAUGUAACAUUGUCUCAACGUGAUAAUCAUAACAUUCCCAUAGCUAAGGUUUUCAGUCAAGUCCUGAGAACGGAUUAUUUUGUUACCUAAAAGGUGUAUAUUUGUCUGUUUGUCACGUUUGGAGAUUGCGGUAAAACGUCUACCAUUUAUCUGUAUAAUAAUAAUGUAACUACAACAUUGCCUUGAUGUUAUUAGCGUUUUCUAUAUAUCACAGUCCUUAGAAUGAUGAAAAAUAAGCAUGAGUCCCUCACUACCGGCUACCAACCUCACACGUGUCUGUAGCUCACUUUAGUGUUGUACUCAAAAAUAUGUUUGUUUUGUCACUUAUUUAUCACUAUUUAUUAGUUAUUGUAAACAUACAUUUGUUUAUGUAAAUAUAUGACACAAGCAACCAAUGGCCUUAAAGAUGUUUUCAUGAGUACAGAAUGAUUCCCAAAGCUUACGUGAAAUCUAAACAACUUUAGUUGUUCAGGUAGCUUUUCACCUCUAUCCAAGUAGUUUACCCUGUUAUAAUCUCAGUAUUUAUUCAUAGGAUAUUAUAUUGUAAACUACUAUAUUCCAUUCAAUUGAUUUCAACAACAGAUACAGCCUUUGAAGUAAUCAAAUGUUGGUGGAUGUGGGGAUAACAAAAUAUUAAAUGGAUUUUUGUACAACUUUGCACAUAGUUUAAGAUUUUAACUGCAAACGACUGUAUGUGUCUCUCUACCAGCGUGUCUCUGUUUUUCCUGUGUGGGCAAGUGACAGGUGUUGGCACUAUGGUGCUUUUGGCAAGCUAAACAUUUCCUCACCUCGAUGAGUUACGUUCUCUGUCUUGUGUGUCAGUAAGCACAAUGCGCUAUGGGCUCUGACUGUACCUAUGUACUCUGUACUUACACAUUCAAAUUCUAAGUAUUUUUUGUUGUAUAAAGUCUAAAAGAAGCUGUGUUAUUUCGUGACAAAUAAAUGUUUUGAAGCAGCA